Messenger RNA from Dipodomys ordii (Ord's kangaroo rat), 2583 nucleotides. It is a transcript of the gene Omg, whose product is annotated as oligodendrocyte myelin glycoprotein. Gene Ontology annotation, molecular function: protein binding. The coding region runs from base 932 to 2230 and encodes 432 amino acids. The transcript is spliced from 2 exons. NCBI's taxonomy places the organism in Eukaryota, Metazoa, Chordata, Mammalia, Rodentia, Heteromyidae. Gene Ontology annotation, biological process: neuron projection regeneration. The record is from RefSeq and is a predicted model, not a curated record.
CUCAGAUCUCAGCCUUUUGAGUAGGCAGGAUUACAGGUGCAAGCCACCUAUGGCUGGCAAAACAGGGUUGCUUUACCACAGGAAUUGUUGUAAAGCCUACAGUAUUCAUUUAAAAUUUAGCCUAUUUUGGGUUUGAUUUCUAGGACUGCAAAAAAGUAAAAUAAAAUCAGUGUAGUCUAUGUAUAGCCAUGGUCAAAUGAUCCUUUAUAUUAGGAAGAUAAAGACAAAAUUAACAUAAUUAAAUAUUUCUUCAAAGGAAGAUGAAAUAUUUAAGUGGUUGGUAAUUUUUAAAAGCUGAUUAAAUAUAACCCUAGUGAGGAAAGGCAUAAAAAUCAAACAGAUUGUAUUUAUGACAUUUAAAAAGAUGACAUGAUAACAUUUAGAAAAGAACAGUGAAAUGCAGGAAUUAAAAAUAGUCAAAUUAAUGUCUUAGAAAUCUAUCCAUGAAGAUCAAAUCCAUUUUCAGCACGUGAAAAGAAUAUAGAAGGCAUUAAAUCAAACCACAGAUUCUCUUAAUGAGGAAAAUGUUGAAAUGUGAAAGCCAAAGUCAGAAAAUUACAGGAAAAAGUAGAGGCCAGCUCUAAUUUUACAUGAGGUAUUCCAUUCUAUAGCAAAUAUGAGCUAUAGAGGUAUGCUCAGUCUGUAAAUUAAAAAAAAAUUAUCCAUUCUGUUGCGUAUGCACCUCUUGCAAUAAAUUUGAGUCAGCACCAAUGACGGCUCUGCAGUCUUCUUAUGUGGGGCUGAUCAGGUGGUUGCAGAGCUUCAGCUCACAGCAACACAAUGCAGCUGAGCAGGCAAGCGCAGCCCACAGCCAGAAGCCGUUCCGACUCUCCAGAACAAGACGACCUUUAAGCCUCAAGUUUCCUGGAGAAAAUGAGAUGCUGAUGCUGAAGACCACACUGUGGCUUUGGUGGAAUAUCAGAUAUUGAAAAUGUCUCCCUGCUUGUUCAUCCUUCUGUCUCUCACACCUGGUAUUUUAUGCAUUUGUCCUCUCCAAUGUAUAUGCACAGAGAGGCAUAGGCAUGUGGACUGUUCAGGCAGAAACUUGACUACAUUACCAUCGGGACUGCAAGAGAAUAUUAUACAUUUAAACCUGUCUUAUAACCACUUUACUGAUCUGCAUAACCAGUUAACCCAAUAUACCAAUCUGAGGACUCUGGACAUUUCAAACAACAGGCUUGAAAGCCUGCCUGCUCAGUUACCUCGGUCUCUUUGGAACAUGUCUGCUGCUAACAACAACAUUAAACUUCUUGACAAAUCUGAUACUGCUUAUCAGUGGAACCUUAAGUAUCUGGAUGUUUCUAAGAAUAUGCUGGAAAAGGUUGUCCUGAUUAAAAAUACCCUAAGAAGUCUCGAGGUUCUCAACCUCAGUGGUAACAAACUUUGGACAGUCCCAACCAACAUGCCCUCCAAACUACACAUUGUGGACCUGUCUAAUAAUUCCUUGACACAAAUCCUUCCAGGAACAUUAAUAAACCUGACAAGUCUCACACAUCUUUACUUGCAUAACAAUAAGUUUACAUUCAUUCCAGAUCAAUCAUUUGACCAACUCUUGCAUUUGCAAGAGAUAACUCUUUACAAUAACAGGUGGUCAUGUGACCAUACACAAAAUAUUACUUACUUACUAAAGUGGAUGAUGGAAACAAAUGCUCAUGUGAUAGGGACUCCUUGUUCUAAACAAAUAUCAUCUCUGAAGGAACAUAACAUAUAUCCCACACCUCCUGGAUUUACCUCAAGCUUGUUUACUGUAAGUGGAAUGCAGACAGUGGACACCAUUAACUCUCUGAGUAUGGUGACUCAACCCAAAGUGACCAAAAUACCCAAACAAUAUCGAACAAAGGAAACAACAUUUGGUGUCACACUAAGCAAAGACACCACCUUUACUAGCACUGAUAAGGCUUUGGUGCCCUAUCCAGAAGAUACAUCCACAGAAACGAUCAACCCACAUGAAGCAGCAGCUGCAACUCUAACUAUUCAUCUCCACGAUGGGAUGGUUACCAACACAAGCCUCACUAGCUCAACAAAAUCAUCCCCAACACCCAUGACCCUAAGUAUCACUAGUGGCAUGCCAAAUAAUUUCUCUGAAAUGCCUCAACAAAGCACAACCCUUAACUUACGAAGGGAAGAAACAACUGCAAAUGUAAAGACUCAAUUAUCUGUGGCAAGUGCUUGGAAAGUAAAUGCUUCAUUUCUCUUAAUGCUCAAUGCUGUGGUUAUGCUGGCUGUCUGAGGGUCUACAUUUUCUGAAACUAAUGAAAGCAUCCUCCCUGAUGUACAGUUGGAAAAAUAAGUCCCUAUCUAACCACUGAUCCAAGCUAUAUUAAGUAUACAGGAAGUCAGUGUUACAUUUCUGACUCUGAUGUAAAUGAAGUAACUUGUCUUAAAAGAAGUGCAGUGUCUUGGUACUUGCUGCUAUUUUACUGUCUUAAGUAAAACUAAUGAGUUUCUUUUAAAAAAAAAGAAAUGCUUUCUUUUUAAGGCUUCAAUUCAUUGCAUAAAUAUAAGGCAUCUAAACUUUAAUAUGUAUUUUAUGUAUGUUUACACUGUCAAAUGUCUGGGGAAAAAAUAAAAGGUCUAUGCUCA